AUGGAGUCCAACUCAGCACGCAGCUCUAGAUGCCUCCAGGCCAUACGGAGCAGAAGUGGCACCAAGGCCAAUGUCAUUCUUCUGGUUGGCAGACUAGGCGCUGGGAAAUCCACAUUGACCGAGCUUAUCACGGGAGCCGAGGGGCUGUCAAAUGGCGGAAUCCACUCAUCGACCGAUCUGUGUCAGAUUUUCGAUACGACUAUCAGCAAGGAAGAGUACUUCAUCGUUGAUACACCUGGCUUCGAGCCUAACAACAAAGGGGAAAUAUUCCUUCAAGUUACGGAGAUGUUACAACAGCUACAACCAAACUCCAUUUUCGGUAUCUGGUACUUGGUCAACAACUAUACCAGACAAGACGGGUUUGACAGAGAGAUGGUAGCCUGGUUGACGUCUUUUUGUGGCCAGUCAUUCUGCCCAGACGUGACAAUCGUGACCACCUUUUGGACAGGGAAUGGUGCUAUGCUAAGGCAUCAGAAUGAUAAACUCCAGCAGCGACUGAAUGAGGAAUGGGCCCAACUACGGUCAUGGGGAGCUCAACACUAUGCCUUUGGGAGGAAUUAUGUCGAUGACGUUCCUCAGGAGAGUAGUAUUUCCCUGUUCGAGCCAACUCAAAAAGAGGAGCUAGAGCAGCAAGCCAAAAGCAUGGUUACACGUUACUGUCAUAAAGAAUCGACAAUAUACCCUCAGAUACUUCGGGAGCUCGGCGAGCUACGACCAUUGCACGGUACCAGUGCUGGCAGGAUAUUCCUCCCUCCAAGUCAACAGGCACCGAGAAGUGCUUCGGUCCAGGAUACAGCUGCAUCAAGUAGUGCCUCAGUUGCUGAGCCACAUGUGCCACGACAAGAAAGGAAGGAACUUCAUGGUGGUCCUUUACCAUAG
Messenger RNA from Aspergillus niger, 879 nucleotides. RefSeq lists its product as hypothetical. The transcript has 2 exons. Gene Ontology annotation, molecular function: GTP binding. Lineage: Eukaryota; Fungi; Ascomycota; Eurotiomycetes; Eurotiales; Aspergillaceae. The coding region runs from base 1 to 879 and encodes 292 amino acids. The record is from RefSeq and is a predicted model, not a curated record.